UUCACCACCCAUCUCUCUAUGAUCUCCUCUUGAACCAUCUUCUUCAAAUUCAAGGAACCCAUUUUUUAGUUUAUUCUAUAAUAUUCGUUUAUCUCUUUUUUAUGGCAGAAAACUGAAAAAGAAUUGGAUUUGAUGCAUGCACACCAUGUGUUUGUGAAUAUUUCUGAAUAAAACUUUGAGCUUGUAUUGUUUGAUUGUGAAAAAAAAAAUUGAAACAAGAAAGGCAAGAUGGGAACAACAGAGGCGGGGGAGAGAGUGGUGGUGAUCCUGGACGGGUCGAGGGAGCUAAAUCCAAGCAUAAUAAAAUGGCCCCUGGUGGGUUUAUCACUCAAAUCUGGAGACAAGCUUUGUGCAAUUGGAAUUCUUCACCAGGUUAUUACUCCUAGUACGUUUUCUUUCAUGGGAGCUCGAAAACUCAUGGGAUUUAGAUCUAAGCUUGAAGUGGGGUCAAUUUUUGGACCAAACAAAAAGAUUGCCGAGGAAGAAACGAGGAAGAAGUUAGAAGAGCACAAAAAGAAUGGUGAGAUUGUGAGAAUAUCCCGGCAAUGCGAAAAGGAGCAGAUACAAUUUCGGAUAGAGAUGUUAGCAGGUUAUCCAUUAAAGGAGGUUGCUGCAAGAUUUGUCAAAAAAUUUCGUGCUACUUGGUUAGUACUUGACAGGUAUGUGUUUUAA
Molecule: messenger RNA, 672 nt
Organism: Hibiscus syriacus
Lineage: Eukaryota; Viridiplantae; Streptophyta; Magnoliopsida; Malvales; Malvaceae
Exons: 3
Coding region: 229-672 (147 amino acids)
Source: RefSeq, a predicted model, not a curated record